CGMCACACUAGAUCUGUAGAAGGAAGGUGAGGAAGCCCCGCAGCGGCCCRUCGAGAUGGUGAACCUGUAGAAUCGAAAUCAAUYAAUGCAAACCCAUGUAGUAGAGCUACCCCAGCACGUCCCAUUGGAGAUUCGGUUGGAACGGAGGUGGGGGAGGGAGGGGACCCGUGCGUCCGGURGAGCCGGGAGGAGKUUCCGGCCGAGAGAGAAAGMGGCAAGGCGGCGGCGACAAACACACCAACCACCAGACAAACAACACCUGUAGCCCCGCGGUGCCUCCAGGCASCAUGGUGUUUGCCCGUUUGUUUUGGUMCCCGUUGGUUUUCGCGCCCGCAGUGYACCUCGAUUCCGGAGGUGUCCACGCCGCUUCUCGGGAGCCGGACACCCACGGGAAUCGUUCGAUGGGGAAACUCCGCURCGCACCCUUCCGCCCGUCACCCUCGAUGCCCUCCAUCCGURGAAUCCCUUUUGGAAGGGAGCCAGCACAGCAGACAGUAUUUACCCACCUUAAGMACGUAUUUCUCACGAUGCCUCUUGCGUUUGUUCCGUUUGUCCCACAGAAUUUUUGUUGAACCCGCAACACCGCCAACACACACAAACAUUCAAAAUGGUAAGCGCACCCAAGCAAGAUUUGGUCACUCGUGAUUACACGAUCCACCUCUCCAAGAAGACGCACAAGGCCCAGCACAAGCGUCGUGCUCCCCGAGCGAUCAAGGCGAUCCGACAGUUCGCCCAGAAGGCCAUGGGAACCCAGGACRUCCGAAUCGACGCCGGCCUCAACAAGUACGUCUGGAGCACCGGAAUCAAGAACCCACCCACCCGAGUCCGCGUGCGUCUUUCACGAAAGCGCACCGAAGACGAAGACGCCGACGAAAACCUAUACACUCUUGCACAACUCGUCGAGGUCUCGUCUUUCAAGGGACUGCAGACAGAAAACAUUAUCGAGUAAAUAGCCAGCAAAC
Pseudo-nitzschia multistriata is the source of this 962-nucleotide messenger RNA. The record is from the annotation of a GenBank genome assembly. Lineage: Eukaryota; Bacillariophyta; Bacillariophyceae; Bacillariales; Bacillariaceae.